Molecule: messenger RNA, 3059 nt
Organism: Xylona heveae TC161
Lineage: Eukaryota; Fungi; Ascomycota; Xylonomycetes; Xylonales; Xylonaceae
Product: coatomer subunit gamma-1
Exons: 5
Coding region: 257-3022 (921 amino acids)
Biological process (GO): endoplasmic reticulum to Golgi vesicle-mediated transport; intracellular protein transport; intra-Golgi vesicle-mediated transport
Cellular component (GO): endoplasmic reticulum-Golgi intermediate compartment; endoplasmic reticulum; Golgi membrane
Molecular function (GO): structural molecule activity
Source: RefSeq, a predicted model, not a curated record
CAUUAACUGAACCUCGAGACACCCCCAGAUCAACGUCAAUUCCCUUCGACCCCUUGCCGCAGCUGGGAAUCUCUCUGGGGCUUGUUCUCAAUAUCGUGCUGGAGAUUUUCAUCCGGAACCGCGUCCAAUUGCAUCGAUCCUGAGAACCUUGGAAUUUAUCCAGUAGGGGCAGAAGCCGCGUCAAGGCAUCGGCUCGCCGAGAUUCACGUUUGGAGACCGAUCCUAUCACCAUAGAUUGCACCUUUCUACCGACAAUAUGAGCUUCAGCAAAAAGGAUGAGGACGUUGACUCCUCGAUCCUCAAGGUCGACAGAGUCUCUGUCUUCCAAGAAGCACGCCUCUUUAACACCUCGCCCAUUUCACCACGACGAUGUCGCAUUCUCUUAACAAAGAUUGCUCUUCUUCUUUUUACGGGCGAAAAGUUUCCCACGAAUGAAGCUACCUCUCUCUUUUUCGGCAUUUCGAAACUCUUCCAGAAUAAAGAUGCCAGCUUGCGUCAGAUGGUCUACCUCAUCAUCAAGGAGCUCGCAAACACCGCCGAAGACGUUAUCAUGGUCACGAGCAGUAUCAUGAAGGAUACAGCUGUUGGAAGCGAUGUAGUAUACCGUGCAAACGCCAUCCGGUCAUUAUGCCGAGUAAUAGACGCUACGACUGUCCAAGCAAUCGAGCGUCUGAUCAAGACCGCCAUUGUCGACAAGACCCCUUCUGUCUCUUCGGCCGCUCUCGUCUCGUCAUAUCACCUCCUUCCCAUUGCCCGUGACGUUGUUCGACGGUGGCAGAGCGAGACCCAAGAGGCAGCCUCAUCGUCCAAGUCGUCCGGCGGUCUCUCCUUUGGCUUUGGAAGCUCCAGUAGCUCUUUGGCUCCCGUUGGCUCGAGCUAUAUGACUCAGUACCACGCAAUUGGUCUCUUGUACCAGAUGCGAUCUCACGACCGAAUGGCGCUGGUAAAGAUGGUGCAGCAGCUUGGCGCUCCCGGUGUUGUCAAGAGCCCUGUAGCUACCAUUAUGCUUGUCAGAUUGGCGGCGAAGCUGGCUGCGGAGGACCCGAGCCUGCGUAACCCGAUGGUGCAACUUCUGGACGGCUGGUUGCGCCACAAGAGCGACAUGGUCAACUUUGAAGCCGCCAAAGCUAUUUGCGAGAUGACGGACGCCUCUGACGCAGAGGUCCAGCAUGCGGUCCAGGUUAUGCAAAUCAACCUCUCUUCGCCUCGCGCCAUUACCAAAUUUGCAGCUAUUCGUAUUCUGCACGCUUUUGCCUCGACGCGUCCGGAUGCUGUCCGAAUCUGCAACCAGGACUUUGAGACGCUCAUCUCCAACAGCAACCGGUCCAUUGCCACCUUUGCCAUCACUGCUCUCCUUAAGACUGGUAGUGAGUCUAGCGUGGAUCGACUGAUGAAGCAAAUCUCUAGCUUCAUGGCCGAGAUUAGCGACGAGUUCAAGGUCACCAUUAUUGAAGCGAUCCGCACCUUGUGCUUGAAGUUCCCCAGCAAGCAGUCUGGUAUGCUAGCCUUUUUGAGCGGCGUGCUUCGGGACGAGGGAGGCUACGAGUUCAAACGCAGUGUCGUGGAGAGCAUGUUUGACUUGAUCAAGUUCGUCCCGGAAAGCAGAGAAGAUGCUUUGGCACAUCUUUGCGAAUUUAUCGAGGACUGCGAGUUCACCAAGCUCGCUGUCCGUAUCCUUCACCUCCUGGGUCUGGAGGGCCCCAAGACCAGCCAUCCGACCAAGUAUAUCCGCUACAUCUACAACCGCGUUGUUCUCGAGAAUGCGGUCGUUCGGGCCGCUGCUGUGACGGCUUUGGCCAAGUUUGGUGUCGGUCAGAAAGACCCUGAAGUCAAACGAAGCGUGCGUGUCUUGCUCUCAAGAUGUCUUGAUGACACCGACGAUGAAGUCCGCGACCGCGCUGCGCUGAACCUCCGACUGAUGGAUGAGGAUGAUGAGACGGCCAACCGUUUUAUCAAGAACGACUCAAUGUUUUCCUUGCCUGUCUUUGAGCAUCAGCUCGUCAUGUACGUCACUGCAGACGACAAGGCUACUUUUGGCAAGCCAUUCGACGUCGAAAACAUCCCUGUGGUCACUCGCGAACAGGCCGAUGCCGAAGACCGCACCAAGAAGCUCACUCAUGCUACGCCGACGCUUCGGGCUCCCUCUACCGGACCUACCAAGGGAGCGGCAAAGGGUGGCGUGGACGUGGCUGCCUCAGUUUCUGCAGCUGCGCAAAAGUAUGCCGAGCAGCUCACGCGCAUUCCAGAAAUCAGGCCUUUCGGCGCUCUCCUCAAGUCUUCCUCUGUUAUCGAAUUGACCGAAUCGGAGACAGAAUACGUUGUCAGCGCUGUCAAGCAUAUUUUCAAAGAGUACAUUGUGUUGCAGUUUGACAUCAAGAACACUCUGCCUGACACCGUUCUCGAGAAUGUCUCUAUGGUGGCUAGUCCCUCUGACGAGGAAGAAGCGGGUCUAGAAGAGGAAUUCAUCAUUCCUGUUCCCAAGCUCGCCACCGACGAGCCUGGCACCGUCUACGUCGCCUUCAAGCGUGUCGAUGGUGGCGCCUCUCUGCCCACAACCAGCUUCACCAACAUUCUCAAGUUCACCAGCAAGGAGAUUGAUCCAACGACCGGCGAGCCGGAAGAGGAAGGCUACGACGACGAAUACCAGGUCGAGGACCUCGAACUUCUCGGCAGCGACUACGUUCUUCCCGCCUUUGCCGGCAGCUUCGACCACGUGUGGGAGCAAACCGGCGCUCAAGGCGAGGAGGCCGAGGAAACUCUUCAGCUUAGCAACGUCAAGAGCAUUUCAGACGCUACUGAGCAAAUUACCGCUGCGCUCGCUCUGCAGCCCCUCGAAGGAACCGACAUUGCCAUCAACACUUCAACGCAUACCUUGAAGCUCUUUGGCAAGUCAGUUCUCGGCGGCAAAAUCGCAGCGCUGGUCAAGAUGGCCUACUCUGCCAAGACGGGCGUCACGACAAAGAUUUCGGUUCGCGCCGAGGAAGAAGGCGUCGCAGCCCUGCUCAUCAAUGCUGUUGCUUAGAACACCAUCUCUUUCUUCCCUCUUCAGCUUGUGUUCU